Molecule: messenger RNA, 3123 nt
Organism: Catharus ustulatus (Swainson's thrush)
Lineage: Eukaryota; Metazoa; Chordata; Aves; Passeriformes; Turdidae
Product: translation initiation factor IF-2-like
Exons: 2
Coding region: 1-744 (247 amino acids)
Source: RefSeq, a predicted model, not a curated record
AUGACGCGCCGCUCCCUUCUCCCCCGCACCUGCAGGGACUUCCCGGCGCGCCGACCCCCGGCAGCCCGGCCUCCUUCUCCUGCCACCCCCGACACCCCGCUCUGCCUCCGGCCGCUUCACCCCUUGGGCGAAAUUCCUCGGCCGCGCGGAGGAACCACUUGUGGGAUCGCUCUCCGGCGCCCCAGCCAAGCGACAGCUGCGGAGCCACUGGCAGCGCGGGCUGGGGCGGCCCCAGCACCGGGCACCUCCUCCGGCCCCGCCUCCGGCAGAAAUAACCUUUUCCGCCCCCCUGCUCAGCGUUCUGGCCGCGUCCCGAGUGGGAUCUCUCGAGGAAGGGGAGUCACGUCGUGUGCUCCCGGCCUCGUCAGCCUGGAAGGCGCCGCUCCCCUUGGGGAGUCCCGGCCCGGCCACCCCCGCUCCUCGGGGCGCCCCGGGAGGGGACGGCGGUGCCGGCUGCUGGAGAGCGCCGAGCGCGGCCCUUUCCUGCCGUCUCCUGCGGGGCUUUAUUUUGCAAUAUCCUCCCCCAUAACACGAACCCACGGUCGCGCUUCAAAUCUGCGGGUCAGGCUGCGCCUCCUCGGUGCUGGAAUGACGGGGGCCCUGCCUCGGCCCGGAGCCGCCAGAGGUGCUUGGGGCUCACGUGAAGGAGCCUGUGUUUGCGAGAAGGCAGGUCCUUCCUGUGCGCUCAACCCCGUCCUGCUAAAGGGACUUUUAUCAUUUACUGCUUUUCUUGUUUGUUUUUAAUGGCACACGUACUCUAGCCUGUCAGGAGUAAAUCCUUCGAGUGUUUGCAGUGAGUUGAGAGUAGUGUCAGGACUGAGUAAUCAUUAGCCUUUGCCGUCUGCUCUUAUCCUCCGCCUGAACCUGCCUCGCUCUGUGCUCCCGAGCGCCUUCGAGUUCACCGAAGGGUUUAUGGCCGCUUUGAGCAGGAUCAGCUUCGCAAGUGCUGCACUCGGAAACUGGAGAACUACCCCUGUAUGUUGAGUAAAUAUGUCGGUUUCUUGCAUUCACCUGCAAUUUACUUGUCAAGAAUGCUUGAAAGCUUGAUAAUUACGAAAAACAUUACUUCACAGAGAAAGAAACUAGUAGCAUAUAGCCAAAAGCUGUCCUAACUUUUUACAAUACAGCACCCAGUAGAGGAAAAGAUCCUUUGGCUUUAAAAAUAAUCCAUCAUAUGAAGAAAAUAUGCCCCAAAAUUUCAGAUUAUUUGCAGUACAAGAGCGAAUAUCUGGGGAAUUCAAAAUGGUUUGGAAAACAAAAUAACGUUGAGACUUCUGCAGUGUGUUUUUGGAUAUAAAUACUGUGAGAGUAGGUGAUUUAUCAAAUGUCCUUUUUAAGGGCUUCUAUUAAACAGAUACGAGAGAGAAAGAAAAAGCUUUGUUUAUAUGUUAUGUCAAUAGGUCCCAUCCUGUUAAAAUUGACGUUAAGACUAAUCUACUUGUUGGCACAAAGCUUCCUCCUGUAUCAUUGUUUUCCAUUACUUCUGUAGACAGAGGAUCAAUUCUGGAAUAAUUAGAAAAAUUACUUACUGCAGUAGCUUCAGUAGCUCUGUUUGCUUUUGCGUUGAGCAGUCCCCUUUUCCAACAAGAUAUGCCUGGCAUUUGCUUCUGCUGAUAAGAAAUAGGUAAAUGGGGUGGGAAUAUGACAAGCAAACUAAAGACUAAUUUACAGGGAAAAGUUAAUAUUUGCUCAUCUGCCAGAUACAGUAAGUUAUUGUUUCUUGCUAAAGUCUGAAUGGCAAAGUGUUUUUCUAAAUUGUGGCAUUUUCCACAAAAUGCAGAAAUUGGUGUUAAUCCAUUCAACAUUGCACUUACAUCACCUUACAGGAAGCAAGAACAAUAUGUCUCUGUUGUUCUCGAGAACAGCCCGUGUUUGUCAAGUGCAGAAGGAAGUCAUGGACUGAAAAGAGACGGAAGAAGCAUGCUAUUCCACUUAGCAUUACUGACUUGAGGCUUGCUUCGUUAUUAGCACCAUGUCUUUUCCAAAUACAAGCAUGGUGCACAUGGGUGGCAGCCAGCAAAACCUGACCGAACAAUGUGGAUACAUCAUCUGGGAAGGAUAUUUCACCGGUCAGGAUUGUCCCUGUAGCCCUCUUCUUGUGAGAAUGGUGAAGAUUGUGUGCUGUUCUUGCUUCAUACUCUCUUUCCCCGUAAUUCUCACAUUUCUUUCCAAAUCUUCAUUUGCUUCAGUGUCUUUCCCUCCUCUUGCUUCUUUUAUUCUUUAAAACUUCCAGAAAAGCCUCCAUGCUAACUGCCUCUUCCUUCCAAAUGCCAUAGCCUUCAGUUUAGCCAUAUGAGGGGAGCCUUUCUGCUUCGCAUUCAUUACUGCAACCCCCUUGAUUGUUUUUAUUUGCUUAUUUUUGUUUUAUUGGUUUAUAAUGUUGCCAGUUUUUCAGUCUUAAAUGAUAUGGGGAUUUCAGCUGGAAACACCUCUGUAUUUCUCUUAGUCAAUAAGCAUUCACUUGUACAAGAAAAUCUUGAUGACAUAGGAAUGGUUCAAUAGUUAAAAUACAGACAAAAAUUAACUCAGUCCUUGAAUAUUUUCAGUGGUUUAAGCUACCUGCCCUUGCACAUGAGGAAGUAGCUCGCAUUCUACUCUCUGGUAGAAAAGACCUUUUUUAAACUUGUCCAAACACUUGGACUCAAGCCUUUCUGAUUUCUGCUCCUGCUGACCAGCAAGGGUUUUGGAAGGAUUUGUGCACAGAGCAGUGAUGGUUACCAGCUCAACUCACAUCUAAGCUAGCUGUCACUAGCAAGCUGAGGAAAUGAGGGACAUGUGUUUGUAACAGAGCAGAGCUCGGGACCAAAAAAGGUGGAGAUACUGCAGUGGGCAUCUCAUCCACCUCUUCUAAUGCUAACGAGGGUCUCGGCUUCUACCUGAGCCUAGAGAAGUUGCCGCUGCAUAAAGAUAGCCUAAAACUGAAUACAAAGUAACUUUCUCUCUUUUUAAAAUUGAAACUAUGUUGUGUUAGGUAAACAGCAAUUUCAGUGUAUUUGGGAUUUUUUUCCCUUCAGCUGAGGGCUCUUCGUUUUUUGCGUGGAACAUGGCUGCCAUCUACUGCUGCACUCAGGAUCCGUCUGUUUGGAAGAAUCUGGAUUCUUCCUCUGCACUGGUGAGGCCACA